AGCAGGCCGACCCAGAACGGAUGCUUAAUGUGCUUGUGAAGGAGAAAUCUCGGCGCGCGGGUACUCGCACUUCCACAGGCAGGGUGUGUUUUCUGCAUAGCCCAUAAAGCUGUCCUCCACCAUCUGUGAAGGCGGCAUUGAUGCUCUGAGGUGUCAGGGGAGUAGACAAAGAAAGGGGCACUUUGUCGGCUUGAACCCACAUCUGCAGUUGCGCUCAGUCACUACACUGGGUGCUUUCAUUAGUCUUUUAAUGACAGUGCUUUGAACCAAGUCUUUGUGCACUUAACUGAAGAUGUUGUUAGGCAGAACAUCUCAUGAUUGUUGAAAAUUUUUGACAGUAUUUUGGGUUUAAAUCCCUGUACUCCACCUGUCUUGUCAGAUAUGUAUUGCUGUAAUGUCCUGUAGCGGGUUUGUGUGUGUGUGUGUGUGUUCUGUUAAAAUUUUCUAUCUCUUGCAUUUGAAAAUGUGGAAUUAUUUUUUGGGAAGGAAUGCAGACAGGUCAGCACGUGAGGUUUUUUCCUGGCCCAGUUGGCGAUCUGCUUGGAGAAGUGGCGUGGGGGAGGGGUUGCCUUGUCUGCCCUGGCACCUGGCUUCACAGCAUCACUGUGUGGUUGAAGGGGACGAGGGGCCGGAAGUCAGCAGGUGCGUUCUCUCUGGUCUCUUGCAGCCCAAGCAGCUCCCGGACAAAUGGCAACAUGACCUGUUCGACAGCGGCUUUGGAGCCGGCACUGGGGGAGGUGGCGCAGGUGUGGAGACGGGCGGCAAACUCCUUGUGUCUAAUCUUGACUUUGGAGUGUCUGAUGCAGAUAUUCAGGAGCUGUUUGCAGAAUUUGGAACGUUAAAGAAAGCCGCAGUACACUACGACAGAUCAGGUCGUAGCUUGGGAACGGCAGAUGUUCACUUUGAAAGAAAAGCCGAUGCACUGAAGGCCAUGAAGCAGUACAACGGGGUUCCACUUGAUGGUCGCCCAAUGAACAUUCAGCUUGUCACUUCGCAAAUUGAUACACAGAGGCGACCCAGCAUGCAAGGUUUAAAUCGAGGAGGUGGAGGAAUGAACAGGAAUCGAGUUGGUUUUGGAGGGAUGAUGAGACGUGGAGGUCGAGGGGGAAGAGGCAGAGGAAAAGGUGGGAGAGGCAACAACAAACAGCAGCUUUCUGCUGAAGAACUGGAUGCGCAGCUUGAUGCCUACAAUGCAAGAAUGGAUACCAGCUAAACCCUCAAAGCACUCCCAACUGCAUCCUUUUCGCCUCUGUCAGUGGUAGACUGGGUGUUUACCAAGUUUUCUGAGUUGUAGAUAUGGGGUGUUUUACAUUGUCAUCUUGUAGUUUUUAAAUUGAUGUAAGGAUCUUAUGUUUUCUCCUUUUUAAAUGUGUUAAAUUUUUGUACUUUUCCAACAAAGAAUUGUAGUAUUUCAAAUAAGAAGUUGUAGUUGCUUUGAUACAUUUUCUCCUUUCAGACCAUUGUAAUAAACCUGCAGUUAAUCCCACA
Scleropages formosus (Asian bonytongue) is the source of this 1488-nucleotide messenger RNA. RefSeq names its product THO complex subunit 4-like. The record is from RefSeq and is a predicted model, not a curated record. Gene Ontology annotation, cellular component: nucleus. The coding region runs from base 395 to 1213 and encodes 272 amino acids. NCBI's taxonomy places the organism in Eukaryota, Metazoa, Chordata, Actinopteri, Osteoglossiformes, Osteoglossidae. Gene Ontology annotation, molecular function: mRNA binding. Gene Ontology annotation, biological process: mRNA export from nucleus. The transcript is spliced from 5 exons.